Messenger RNA from Orbicella faveolata, 3768 nucleotides. RefSeq lists its product as uncharacterized. Gene Ontology annotation, cellular component: nuclear speck. Gene Ontology annotation, molecular function: transcription coactivator activity. NCBI's taxonomy places the organism in Eukaryota, Metazoa, Cnidaria, Anthozoa, Scleractinia, Merulinidae. The record is from RefSeq and is a predicted model, not a curated record. Gene Ontology annotation, biological process: positive regulation of transcription by RNA polymerase II; Notch signaling pathway.
AAAAAGAUACACUGGUAUCCUUUUACUGUCGUUCUAGAGUUUCUGUACGCAAUACAUGACAUACAUGUGUAAGCGAUUUUGUUUUCAGCCCUCUUCGAAAGAGACACUAUGUAAGUGUCAUACGCUGUUCUUUAGAAUAUCGUAUGACACUUACAUAGUCUUAAUCGAUUUUAGUUUCACCCGCCGUUUUUAUCUUCUUGGUACAUGUGUUAUAUAGUUAUUUUAACAAAUUCAAUGAUGUAUCUUAGUUUAGUUUUAGUUUUAGUAAGUUAGCCCAUUUUAAUGAUAAAAUAUAAUGUCACAUCAAAUACGGAAUUAUGCUGGGCCGUUAUUAUGCCGCAAGAAAAAAAAUUUACCUUCCUCCCCCCGCCCCCGCCACGAAACAAACAUAAUUUUCUUAAUACUAUUGGUAACACAAAAGCGCAAGCAAUUUAAAAGACAAUCAAAUUGAGAUAACGACAGAUGACUUGUCGAACAAGCAAGAUUUUGAAAUUACAGUUCCUAAAUGAGUUACCAGUUGCUGAGUAUGAACAGCAUCAAGCAGUUGGCAGAGGGGGGGCCCCUGGCACUUGUAAAUUUUGUAGAGAGUUUUUGAGUUUGUAGAGAGCUCUAGAAAUGUCUGGAGGAGUUUGUAUAUGGAUUUGAAAUUCGCACUAGAGACGAGACACUCGCCUUUAGUAUGCGUGUUAAAAACACUAAAAGGUUAAACCAAAAUUGCUCAAAUGGCAUACAGUAGAGCUAGAACGAUGAGAAAAGGAUACCAGGUAAGGCUUUAAUGACUUUAUUUUCGCUUUGUAAGGGAAAAGCGGAGAUUGUUUUCAGAGUAUUUAACUAUAUAUCACCAUACGAACUCACAUAUAGAGCUCCAUAUUAACUCGACGAAUAAAAACAGCCAAUCAAAUAUCAACUGCAUGACAAGGAUGCUGCGAAUAUAUCUAGAGAAGCCAGAAGUUCACUUUUGAUGUUAUUUUGGUUGUCAGCGGGCAAUCAGAAUGUCUUAUUCGUAAUAUCCUUCGGCAGAAUAUGAAGAGUGAAAAAGGCAUAAAGGAGACCUGCUUGAAUUGGAUCAACUCCUUUGCUUUUCUCUCCUCCACCGACACUAGUUUCAAACACGGUGCAGUGUUGACGGUAAAUGAUGACAGACGACGAGUCUUUUUUGAGAAACCCUUGUGACGUCACGACCUCUGCUGGAGGAUUGCUGUCAUCGGAAGAACAUGGCUGACUGUCGGCGAGUGUUCUUGGAAUGCUCUGGUGAACAAGUUUUCACGCACAGAGAAUCCUUCAUUUGGUUGAAGUGAUCUUUGGAAAUACGAAAGCGCUCGGCAGAAGCCAUAUCGGCGUUUCGAUCUGUUCCAUGGCAUGAAGUUUAGGGAAUAAAUUAAAUUCUACAAAGAUGAACGAAACAGGCUCUCGACCUGGUACUGGAAUGACUUCACCACGACAUCCUACGCACCAAGCUGUAAUGGAUAGAUUACGCCAACGUUUCAGCCAGUACAGAAAGCAUCAUUAUGAUUGCCAGAAUAAAUAUGCGCAGUCGCUGCCAGCUGUCCAGGACUUGGAGAGACAAGAGGCAUCGAAUUUGCACAAGCGUGCUCUAGAAUGCCGCAAUAGAAUGAUGAAUAUGAACGGGAAGGCAUCAAAACAAAAUGACGGCGAAGGCAAAGUAGAACAGCAACAGCAAACGCCAAAUGGGCUCGAAAAGUCGACGAACGCUAUUUUCCAGAUACGCGAGCAGCAAAUCUUAUUGAAAAAGAGGAAACACGAGCAGAAUAUGAACAGUGCACAGAAUUCGUACGUACCAUCGAAUGACGACAACCUUGGAGGGGAGUGUGCCAAGUUUCAGAGACAAGACGGUGGUUUACUUCUACAGACUCAAUCAGCAGAAGGUCCCAACGCAGUCGUUUCGGUUAAUCAGCCGCAUCAGGUCGAUCAUACCUCAACGCAAGUGCAUCAGUCUCCUUUUCACUUGGGUAAUAAUUCGUUCGUCCACGAUGGUUCGAGAAAUGCAUCCAGAAUACCGACCACAAUCGGCUCAGAGACUUACGCCAGUAGAGGUCAGGGAUUGUCAUCCUCUUCGUUGGCAACUCCAGAUUUUAAACAGGAGAAAGCUGUAAUUGGUUCGUGCGAUGAACCCACACAUUCUAAUAAUGGUUCAGGGGCUGUGGUCAACGGAUUACCAGCAGGUGAAGAGUACAUUCGACAAGAGCUCAUCCAUUUUGAAAACGUUAUCAAACGCUUUAACGAGGAUAGUGCACCUGCGACUCCACAGCCAAUUUAUCAUCAAACCGCUACUGAAAGAGCUUCUAUGCCUAGUGUUGACGAUAAUAGAAAUCAGGUGCCAGUAACUCAACAGGGAAGUCACCAUCCACAAUCUCUUCAGCUGAAAGAGAUUGCCCGAAAGUCACAACUUGCUCAUGCUCAGCAAGUUAUGCCAUUCAUGGACAGCCAAGAUAGACCAAACCCACAAUAUCAACGACAGCAUACAACGCAGUAUACCUUAGGCCCAGCAGGCCAGGAGUCCCCCAGCAUACAACAUCCUUACUCAACUGGCAAGUAUCCUGAAGGUAUGUCAGUGAUUUCAAAUGACCAACAACAAAUACUGCAAGACCAAAACCACCAUAGGCAAUUUGAAUCUUUGCAGUAUCAAAGGGUUCUCUCAUCACAGUCACAGUUGAUGCAGCAACAGCAGCGACACCACCAACAAAAACAACAACCACCUUUUUAUGGCUUUUCUCAGGAAAGUUUGCCAUCUUCAAAACUAACCCACAUGCCAUCACAACUUCAACAGCUAUAUUCUCAGAGAUUUCCAAGUCAGCCUGUUCUGCCUACAUCACAGGGAACAGGAUUAGUUAGACCACUACCUUCACAUGAUUUAGCAAGGUACCCAAUGCCUAGGUCACAAGCACAAUAUCAGCGUCAAAGCUCAAUGCCGCCUUUACAGGGUCAAGCAUUCCAAAACUCUGAUUCACCAUACCAACAGCAAGGAGGUGGCUUCCAAGGAGACAUGCCUGGCUUUGCAAAUGCUGUAGACCUAACAAGUACUUACCAUUAUCAAAGGCGAAACUCUUUUCCAAUUUAUUACCGUAGUAAUAACCAACCUUUAGAAAAUUUUGCACGUGGUAUGCAACACAAUUUGGGAUCUAGUCAAGCCAGUCUUCUGAGAGGCGUUUUGCAAAAUCCUUCCCAAAAUACUCAAGGUGACAGAGACACCUUCUUAACUAAUCCUAACAUGAUUUUGCCUUCUUCUACUACUAUGCAAACAGCACCUCUUUUAACUGGAAGGCCCCCGUCAGCAAAUGGUGAUUUAAACUCUGGUGUUGCAAGGUCACAGAGUUCCUCCAUUGUGUAUAGAGGCAAUGUUCCUCACCAGCAACAGUCUAUAUCGGUUUUGCCACAUGGAGAUGAAUUUCAAACUUCAAAUAGUACAAGAAAGGUGACUUCUGAGAGCAGUUAUUCUGUUUCAAGUGGAACAUCUGUCCCAGCAGCAAGCAGUGAGACACAUUUUGGUGCACAUUCACCACUCAGUGCACUGGAUAAAGCACCCUCAUUUACCUCUCUUCUGGAGCAGUCUGCUAUUAAUCAAGGGAAUUUAGAAACCACAUACACUGGAUCAAUACCUAACUUGGAUUUGCUUGGAGAGCUUUUAGGUCAGUGAUGGUAAAAGCAGCGAUUUGCUGUGAAGAUCUGUGCUUGUUAUUGCUUGUAUUAUGUCCCAGACACGUUAGCAAUAGGUUAUUUUAGUUUCACUCUGUCAUGAGACAUUUUAAA